This is a messenger RNA of Salvia splendens (bonfire salvia), 1566 nucleotides long. RefSeq lists its product as uncharacterized. NCBI's taxonomy places the organism in Eukaryota, Viridiplantae, Streptophyta, Magnoliopsida, Lamiales, Lamiaceae. The record is from RefSeq and is a predicted model, not a curated record. The transcript has 2 exons. Bases 210 to 755 code for a protein of 181 amino acids.
AUUAUACACAUUCACUGCUUUUUCAAACCAAAUUGCCUCUUCUAUUAAACUCCACACACUACAACUUCUCAAUGUAUGUCUACUGAUGAUUACAACUGCUUGGAGGGAAAUCUAAAAUCAAACUAAACUUAAAACAAAUUUUUUUUGGAGGGAAUGUAGUAGGGUAUGGCCAACUAUCACUAGCUACAAAGGCAUACCUACUAAACAAAAUGAGAUUAAUAGAAGUAUUGCCCUCAGAAAAUUUUCAUCAUUGGGCAAUGGAGUAUGCUGCUGGAGGCAGUGCCGGAGACAGUGACGGAGAUAUCACCGGCGACAAAAACUCGCGCAUUGUAGGAGUGGACACCAAAAAUCUGAUAGCUCAAAGGCUGCUACAACUGAGCCAUGAAGGUAAAGUAGCAUAUGGAGGUUUUGUGAAGACAACAAAGGACUUUGGAGUGAGCACGAAGACUGUGCACAGAAUCUGGGCAGAGGCAAGCCACCAAAUCCAGCUUGGAGUACCUGUGAGCAUACAAGAUCGUGUUAAAGGAUUCAAGCGCAAAGAUAGAAUUCAGCUUGAUUCAAACAGAGUAAGAGCUCUUUCAUUCCUUGAAAGAUCAACCAUCCGCAAGUUGGCUGCCAAACUGGAGUUAAGUAAGAGUGCAGUGGGCAGAAAAGUGAAAGCAGGGGAACUGAGGCCACACACAAAUGCUGUGAAACCCCAACUUACUGCCGCAAACAAGUUAGCAAGAAUGAAAUGGGGUCUCACAUAUAUGUAGGGCUGUAGGUUUAUAAUUUCAGUCAUUAGGAAGCAUUUUUUGGCAGUUGGGUGUGUAAGCCUCAAGAAUAGGUGUGGCUUAUGCUAUCAACUGUUUUUUGACAUCUUUUGUACAGCCUCCAAACCUACAUGUAUAGGGGUGGCUUCUAAAAUCCUAAUCCCUCAGAAAAUUAUCAUCAUAGGGCAGUCUCCUAACCUUGUAAAGGGGUGGCUUCUGAAACCUAAUCCCUCAGAAAAUUGUCAUCAUAGGGCAGCCUCCAAACCUUGUAAAGGGGUGGCUUUUGUAAUGUCAGUGUAUGGCUUUUGUAAUCCCUCAGAUCUUAGUGUUUAUAUGAACUCACAAAUAAGCCUCCAUACCUAACUAGAGGGGUGGCUUUAUCAUGCAUAAAGUAUCAGUAAUAUCAACACACAACAAAUCAUCACAAGGCCAAAGAGUAUCAGCAUGCAACACAUCACAAGGAACAAUAUACAACCAUCAAUUAAUCCAACAACUAGAGAACCCCCAAACAAAUUAACAUAGCCUCCAACCAACCUCCAACCCACACAAUCACUCCAACAACCAAACUCCCCUCCCCCAAACAAAUAACCACAGCCUCCAACCCACACAAUAACUCCAACAACCAUACUCCCAUCCCCCAAACAAAUUAAUACAGCAUCCAACCCAAACUGACCCAACCACAACCUCCAACCCAAAUGACACAACCACAGCCUUCAACCCAAAUGACACAACCACAGCCUCCAACCCAAACAAACACAUCAAACACAACUGCCUCCAACCCAAUGACACAAUCAACAACACAACCAAAAUGAGG